Messenger RNA from Planococcus citri (citrus mealybug), 3638 nucleotides. RefSeq names its product nose resistant to fluoxetine protein 6-like. Gene Ontology annotation, molecular function: acyltransferase activity, transferring groups other than amino-acyl groups. The record is from RefSeq and is a predicted model, not a curated record. The coding region runs from base 658 to 3003 and encodes 781 amino acids. The transcript has 15 exons. Lineage: Eukaryota; Metazoa; Arthropoda; Insecta; Hemiptera; Pseudococcidae.
AUGUUUUGAUAAAAAUGGCUCAUAAAAGCAAUGUGAGGGAUGUAUAACAAGUCAUUCUUCAAACGAGUGAUGUUUUACUUUUACUUUUAAUCGAAUCGUCAUUAUUUCUCGUUAUCGUCAUCAUAAUUUCAAGCAGCCGGAUCGGUGGAUGUUAAUGAUUUCGGUAGCUGCGUAUAGCUACAUCGUAAUUCGUAAUAUUUUCGACGAACCUAUACCAUACCUACUUAAUCGACGUAAAAUCAGAAAACCCGGCGAAGGUUGUUAUUAUUUCCGUUUGGGAGUUGCGACUGAUAAAUAAUUUUCAACGAAGAUCUUCCGUUACCUCAACUUUGACCUAGGCAAUAUAAUCGAGCAUGGAGCAAGUAUAGCGAGUGGUACGAAGAAGAAAACCGAACCACGGUGUUCCAUACGCCGAUACGCGUAGCCGUUGCACGAGUCCAAUGUACCCUCUUGGAUAGCAACUGGAUUUUUUGCUCUGCACUUGGACGUUUUGCGGGCCGGUUCACAAGGACAUCAACUGUUUACGCACCGAAACUAUGAUAUUUUCCCAGACCGGUGUCGCUAUUUUCUCGCAUUUCGUUCCCGAUGCUCUAAGAGGAUCGAUUAAGUAAUUUUCAAAGGCAUAUACACGUUGAUGCUAACGAUUGAUGUUCAACCAUGGAUCGUCGAGUAACAACGCUUACGUAUUUCUUUAUCGUUUAUUCGUUGUUUUGCGCGGUAGCCCUCGAAAAUAAUACCGAAAAGGAUGUGCGCAAAAUUAUCGAAAGCGAAAAUGAGUUACCUUCUAACGAGCACGUUGAGCCCGAAAGUGUGCAAAAUGCAAAAUCAGAUUUUCCCCAAAGAAAAUGGAUUUCGCAGUUGUUCUACGAAGCUGAAAUGGCAUUUCAGAUGGAUUCUAACGCCAAUGCCGAAUGCAAAAGAGACUUCGACUUAUAUAAAUUACAUCUGAGGAAUCAAUCUGUUUGGGCUGUCAGAAUGAUGGAAUCAUCAGAAUGGCCAUCAGUUGGGAUUUUUUCUGGUAUGGUUGCUCAUUUGGGAAACUACGACGAAUGUUUGAAAAUUUCUUCAUACGGUGUCAAAGGACAAUACUGCUUGGCUGAAGUUGACUAUGAUUACCCAGAUGUAUCACUCAGUGAACUCGUCGAGGUGCCAGAUGAAAAACGUUCUGCUUGGGAGGCUCUUACGAUGUAUCAGAAAAAUCCUGUCAGAGUUGAUAGAACGAAACUGAGUUUUGCCAUGUGUAUACCAUCAUCUUGUAAAUCCACCGAUUUAAAGAUUUCCCUCAAUAGCACUCUUUAUCCAGUAUUCACUGAUCACGGACUUAAUGUAUCAGUUGAUGUGAACCCCACAUUCUGUAAAAUACAAAAAGAAUUUACUUAUUCGCAAGGAUACUUUACUGUCAGAUGGUUUUUCGUGAUACUUUUCUUGCUUGUAAUUUCUUCCACUUGUUACGAUAUCGCUAUGUAUGCUUCCAGUGAUGAAAUAAAAAAAAGUAAACCAAGUGGCGCAUUGAGAGACAUAUUCAAAGCAUUUUCUAUCGUCAGAAAUUUCAGAAAACUGAAAAAAGUAAACCCAAAAACCGAUUACGCUCCAUUGCAUUUUAUAAAAAUUCUCAACAUUUUAUUUGUAAUUUACGGACAUCGUUUUAUCUACUUCAUCGGUUUUCCUAAAUUCAAUGCCGAAGGAGCCGAACAACAUUACACCUCUUCUAGCAUCGAAUUAAUACACACAAAUGUUGUGGAUGUGUUUUUCAUGGCCAGUGGUUUUUUGACGUUUCAUUUUGGGUUUUUACCAAUGAUGAAAGGUGGAGGAUUUUACCUGUUCUUCAGCAUCCUUUUUCGAUGGAUAAGAAUGGUUCCGGUAUUCGGAAUUUUGGUAUUAUACAUCAUCUACAUAUUGCCAUACACGAGUGAAGGUCCUAUGUGGGAUUACAGAAUAAUGAACGAAGUCACCAAGUGCCAGGAAAGUUGGUGGGCCAAUUUAUUGGUCAUUAACAACAUUGUUAAAACUGAUCAACAGUGCUUAUUGAUUAGUUGGUACAUAUCAGCGGAUAUUCAGUUGGCCAUCAUUGGAGGAAUUUUACUAUACAUUUUCACCAAAAAUAGGAAGAUUGGAAUCUUUGCGAUAUUUUUCGCAUUAAUGGUAUUCGCUGCUAUAACAUUUACAGUUGCUUACAUAAACCAGUUCCAUGGAAUUCUGAGGCUUUACAUGAGCUUAUUAGAAGAACCUAGAAAAGAAUAUGAAUUUACCAAUUUUUAUGUUGCCACGUAUACAAGAGCAGGACCUUACUUGAUAGGAAUCCUUGCUGGCCUCGUGAUAAAAAUACUAAAAGAUAGAGAAUUCCGAUUCAGCGAGAAACAAAUAUACUUAGUUUCAUUUUUAUCCAUAUUGAUCAGUGAAGGAAGUCAGUAUUACGGAUGCUUAUUCUACGAUUUUAAUAGACAAUACGAUAGAUUUGAAAGCGCUUUAUAUGCUGCUGUAAAUCGUUCGUUAUUCGUAUUCACAUACGCUGUCCAUAUAGCUUUGUAUUUUACAUCAGGUUUAGGAAUAUUUAAUAAAUUUUUCGAAUGGAAAGUAUGGGUUCCAUUUGGACGAUUAACAUACUCAGUUUUUCUAGUCAAUACUGUGAUUCAAUUGUAUCACGCCUCUUCACAAAAACAACCAAUGCCAUUAUCUUCUAAGAUGAAUUUGGUGUGGUGGGCUCUUGGCGAUGUAAUGUGGUGUUACAUAAUUGGCUUAGUUUUACAUUUAUUCGCAGAAGCUCCAAUUUCAAAUUUGUCCAAAUUAUUGCAGAGACACUUAUUAAAAUCUUUUGUGAAACCAAAAACGGACGAAUGCAUCGAAAAAAUCGACUCCAACGUCGAAGCUAAUGAGACAAAAACAGAGAAAAUCAGCGAUGUCAUUUCCAGUUCUAAUGGAACUUGCCCACCAUAUGGUUACCAUAAUGAAUGCUACAUCAACAACGAAAUAAUUCCAAAGAUUUCAGAGUCAUCAAAAUUUUAAGAAAAAUAGUAACGACCUACUACUCAAUUUUAUUGGCGCAUUCAAUAUUUAGUAGUCACUGUAAGCUGUACCUGUUGUGAACAGUUGGGGUGUUCGAUUAAGGAAGAAUGAAUCCUACUAGGAGUAACAUCAACUGUCUGAAUCAAAAUGAAGUUGAUAUGGGUAACUUGCUGUAGUAUAGUACAGCGCUUGAUGUUUCAGCUUCGAAUAAGAAAUAUUGUGAUAUGAUUUUUUAAUCUCUCGAGUUUUAAGAUUUACCUACUUAGUCCACAUGCAUUCGGCAUUUAGAUUGUUAGCAGUUCAAAUUGAUUUUUUAUACCUAUUUAUAUUAUUUUUUUACUUUAAUUUAAAUGAUUUUGUGAGAAAUAUUUAAUUAGAGAUAUUUUGUAGGGGUUUGAAAAUACUCGUGUGAACAAUAUUAAGUAUAUCUUGUGGAUAGUUGAAGUAAUUCACCUGAUUCUUGAAUAUUUAUUGUGAUUUUUUUUCUUUUAUAAGUUAGGAUGUAAUAAUUAGUCCCUUAAGUUAGAGGGAAUUUAGCAUCAGUGCUUGUGUACGAAAAACAGAUGUUUAUUAAAUUUUUGAGGAUCUCGUUUUAAACACAAAUUGAGAAAAAAUAUAGCGUUUUUCCAAAUAAA